Rattus rattus (black rat) is the source of this 2739-nucleotide messenger RNA. RefSeq names its product sperm head and tail associated protein-like. Bases 120 to 2660 code for a protein of 846 amino acids. The record is from RefSeq and is a predicted model, not a curated record. NCBI's taxonomy places the organism in Eukaryota, Metazoa, Chordata, Mammalia, Rodentia, Muridae. The transcript has a single exon.
CUGCCUGCCCUUUUAAUAACCACAAGCCUCCUCUUCCGGUUGCAUAAGCAGCCCCCUGACUCCGCCCCUCUCUGUUAAGUCACUGCCUGAGCUUUCAUUCGGUGACGUCACAUCGCCUCAUGUUAUUUUUUCUUGCUUACCUUCAUCUUGCCCUUCCCACCGUUCUUUUUCCUUUCCCUUCCUCCCUCUUUCCCUUCCCCUUCAGUCCCAUGACCUCUUCCCCUCCUUUCCUCCUUAAAAUUUCAACCCCUGCAACUGCACCUCAAGCUGACUGUCCUAACAACUACUCCUUCCCUCCUGCGUCUCCGUCGUCCUUCAGGAAAGGAUUCACCCCUGUUUACACUGUCCAGGUGCCUGUGGCGCCCGGGAAAGAGUUCAGCGAUCACCUUUCCUGUACUGCUGGCCUUUCUCCAAAUGCAGGCAACAGAUUCACCAACCCCCCUUUCCCUUGCCUCACCAUUUCUUCUCCUUGCUUACCUCGACCGAUGCCCACCCCACCCCCUCCGCCCUCGUCACUCUCCUCCCCACCCGCAGGGGAGAGGUGUUCUUUUGAACCCUUUUCUCCACUCCUAGGAAGGCUGUACAGCCAAGAGCCAACUAGUUCAUCCCCUUCGAGUCCUUGUUUUGACCGAUUCAGCCUUCAGGGGCCACCCUCUCCUCAUCAGCGGGGCCAUUAUUGCAACUGUAUUGGUUCCCCAGAAGCUCCGCGUUCAUGUCCUCAAAGUCCGCGUCUUUGUUACGUGACUUCCCCACCUCUCAUUCAUCAGCCCCCUAGAGCCAGCCCAGUAACUUCCCCUCAACUUACUCAUAUAGCCUUGGAGACAGGCCCCGUGAUUUCGACUCCUCUUACGUCAAGGUCCCAGAGAAAUUACUCCACAGUUUCACCUCUUCCCCAUCGGCCCCUGAGAACUGGCCUUCCGGUUUCAUCUUCCCUUCCUCGCCCAGCUGUGGAAACUAGACCUCUAACCUCUGCAAACAUUUCUCAUCGCGUUUUGGAAACUGGGCCUGCGAUGCCCUACUGGUCCUCUGGAAGAAGUUACAAUGAUCCUCCCCUUUCCUCAGCAUCUUCCCCACCCUCUGGCAACCCUUACCAUGAUCAUCCUCUCCCUCCAGAUUCUUGUGAACCUAAACCACAGCUUGAUGUAUCUCUUGGGAAAAAUUGCUGUGGCCCUCCUCUUUCUUCUCAGGCAGUCGUGUCUGGCUCUCCCAUCUCACCCCAAGAGGGCUGUAUUCAUUAUUCUCAUUUAUGCCCAGAUUCCCAGAUAUCUGUCCCUAGGAGUCCUUACUGUGUCAUCAACCUACCACCUGAGAGUGCUGAUUCUCCUAGCUCCUCCCUGCCUCAGGCUCUCCACAAGCCCUGCUUAGGGUCCUUUCUGUGGGAGCCUGGGGGGAACUCUUACCUCAUACUAAGCCCAGGUACUGUCAUUUCUGGCCCUCCCUGCCCCACAGAAUCUUCACCUUCUCAGUAUCCUUAUCCUUCCCUGUAUUUCCCAGCUCCCCCGGACAAUCAGUCCCCUAACAACCCCGGACAACCACCUAAGUCCCCUAAAGGUUAUAACAAAUCCAGUCUUCCUACCCCAGUUACCCCUCAAACGAAGCCCCCAAAAUCCUUGGAAUCACGACGCGCUCCCUGCAAGUGUCGCUCCCUAGUGAACACACCCCACCACACUCCCCCUAACCAUCCUAAAUCCCACAAGACCAACCCUUGUCCUCAGCCUCCCUCCCAGCCCUUUGGCCUCUCUAGUCUGCUUAUGGAACCCUCCAUCACAACUACUUCAAAUUCUGGCCCAAAAGAACUUCCCCGAGAGUCUGCUGUUCUCAAAACUGCUCCUACUUCCUGUCCCCAUAGCUCACCUUGUAAUCCUGCCUUGUCCAGUAGAUAUCCUAAGAGCAGUCCCCAAGCACCACCUCCAGUAUCCCCCUGCAAUACUCAUAUGUAUUCUGUGGUCCCUCCUACCUCCCAUUUAUCCCCUCUCUCUAGUCCCCUAAAUCAGUCUACACAUCUCCCUAAUGACCAGCAUGUGAUUCUCCCUUGUGGCACUUAUUCUGCUCCUAGGGGUCCACCACCACCCUAUAGCAAGCCCGUGGCGCCUCCUUGUUCCACCCACAUCUAUUCUUUUAUCCCUCUGAGAACACCCUUUGACCCUCGAUGUUUACCUAUUGUCCCUCGAGCUCGGUUUUGCUCCACUACCAUUCCCUGUGGCGUUCAUACCUAUGCUGUGACCUCUCCAAGCCCACCGGCCAAUCCCGCCCAGAUUCCUUACAGCUGUCCUUUCCCUUCCUCCAAGUCCUCCUCCAACUGUUGUAGCACUUCUGCCAGUUCGACCAUUGUUUGUAGUGACUAUCAGAGUAGUGACAACCAAAGUAACCACCAAAACAAAAGUCAGAGCCAGAGCAAGAGCAGCCCCCCUCAUAAUCCAAGCAAGAGUCCCCCAAGAAGGGAUAAGUUUGAGAGCACAAGUCGGAGCCGGAGCCAUAGUCCUCCCCAAAACAACACUCAGGACUGUAGCGAGAAUGCCCACACGAGUGCCAUUCACCAUAAGAGAAGUUGGAAGCAGAGUAGCAGUGCUCCAGAUGAUAAAAACAAGAAUCAGAGCAAGAGUUCCCAGCAUGGGAAAAAUUCAGGACAGAUCAAGAGUCCCAGCGUUAAGAAGAAAUAAUGACCAGAACACACGUUCUGGCCAGAACAAAAACCCAGACGAGGGCAGAAGUUGCACUAACAAAAUGCCAUCAGUAGUA